AGAAGGGCUUGAUGUUGUGACACCCCACGUGUGUUCUGCACGAGAAUAAAUAGCACACACUGGAGAGAACAUACGGCCGAAAGCACUUCAGCCUGUUAGACACCAAAAUGCUGAAUUUCAGCGGUUUCCUGCUUCAGCACUUCGUGUCAGUGAGAUUUGAUUCGCGGGUGACUGACAUAAUGAUAUAAUGCGAAAUGUCUGGAUGACCUUCUCAUCGGAAGCACUGGGAAUGACAAGGUCUCCAGUUUUCCAGUUUUACUUCAGGCAGCUGGAAUCCGCAAACCAUUAAGCGACUCUUAGGUGCAAACCGACACGGACGAAUGCCUUAAACAUUAUUGUCAUAAUUUGUCAUGAUGGACUGUCUAUCACGCAGUGCUUACUGGCCUCUUAUUCGCUUUCUGCUGCCGCUAGCCAUUACUAAUAUAGCCAUCGACUUCGGAGAACAGGCACUAAACAGGGGCAUCGCUUCUGUGAAAGAGGACAGGGUUGAGAUGUUGGCCAGUUAUGGUCUGGCAUACUCGCUUAUGAAGUUCUUCACUGGACCCAUGAGCGACUUCAAAAAUGUGGGACUCGUGUUUGUCAACAGUAAGAAGGAGAGAACCAAGGCGGUUCUCUGUAUGGUUGUGGCUGGGGUCAUUGCCAUCAUCCUCCACAUCCUAAUAGCUUACACAGAUCUGGGCUACUACAUCAUAAAUAAGCUCCACCAUGUGGAUGAUUCAGUAGGAAACAAGACGAGAAAGGCAUUCCUGUACCUCGCAGUAUUUCCAUUAUUAGAUGCUAUGGCAUGGAUUCAUGCUGGAAUCCUCCUGAAGCACAAGCACAGCCUGCUAGUGGGAUCUGCCUCCAUCUCUGAUGUUGUUGCACAGAUAAUAUUAGUGGCGAUUCUUCUCCAGAGUAAUCUGGAAUGUUUAGAGCCUCUUCUUAUUCCCAUUCUGUCUCUGUACAUGGGAGCUCUGGUGCGGUUCACUAUCGUGGGACUGGGUUACUACUGUAAUGUCCAUGACAACAUUCCUGAGUCAAGCAGCCUCGAACAGGGAGGCGAUAUCACCAUAAAGAAGAUGCUUAAUUUCUGGUGGCCACUUGCCCUCAUUUUGGCCACUCAGCGCAUCAGCAGGCCCAUUGUCAAUCUGUUUGUCUCUCGGGAUCUCAAAGGCAGCGCCACAUCAACUGAAGCGGUAGCAGUACUCACAGCAACAUAUCCGGUUGGUCAUAUGCCCUAUGGGUGGUUAACAGAAAUGCGUGCCAUCUAUCCAGCUUUCGAUAAGAAUAACCCUACUAAUAAGUUAGCCAGUGGUCUGACUGUCACCAAAUCACAUAUCAAGAGGUUCACACUUUGCUGUUUUCUCCUCUCCUUAACGAUGUGUUUCAUUGUAUUCUGGACCCCUCAUGUUUCUGAACGCAUCCUGGUGGAUGUCAUUGGGGUGGACAUGGCCUUUGCACAUCUCUGUAUCAUUCCACUGAGAGUCUUUUCCUUCUUCCCUGUGCCUGUUACAGUUCGAGCUCAUCUGACAGGCUGGUUAAUGACGUUGAAGAGAACUUGUGUGCUGGCACCUAGUUCAGUCCUGCGCAUCGCUGUGCUCAUCACCAGCCUUCUAGUGCUGCCGUACAUGGGAGUGCAUGGUGCCACACUGGGAGUGGGGUCUUUAUUAGCAGGAUUCAUGGGGGAGUCCACCAUGGUCGCAGUGGCUGCCUGUUACGUAUACCGAAAACAGAAGAAAACCCCAGAAGCAGAAAUGGUUGUGGAGGACAACUCUUCCCCGAUGAAUGAAGUCACCUCCAGGACAGAGUUAGAUGUCAUUGAAGAGGCUGAGAAUGAGCAGAUGGAAACAGAAGAUGAAUGAAUCUAGGAAUGAAAAAAAAAAAAACAAAGUGGAAGAUGCACAUUUUCCUUUCAUUUGCAGUACAAUGUCUUGGUUUUUUGACAACGAGAGUCUAACUAGUACUAGUACUUUAUCAUUAUAUAAUUAUUAUUAGUAUUUUUUUCUACAAUCUCGCCGUUACCCCAGUGGGACUGUCAGAUUGAUCGAUGCUUGUUUGGGGUAGUAGAAGCAGAUUUGCAUGUCUACAUGAAAUGCACUCCUGCAAUUUUUUGCACUGAGGCAUAUUUACACAGAUGUCUUUCAAAGAUCCUGUUCUGCAGCCUGUUAACAUUUUUGCCAAAAAUAGACCCUUAACAAUCAGAAAAAAAAAAAAAA
Carassius carassius (crucian carp) is the source of this 2195-nucleotide messenger RNA. Its product is annotated as progressive ankylosis protein homolog B-like. Gene Ontology annotation, molecular function: phosphate transmembrane transporter activity. Gene Ontology annotation, biological process: phosphate ion transmembrane transport. The coding region runs from base 351 to 1841 and encodes 496 amino acids. Lineage: Eukaryota; Metazoa; Chordata; Actinopteri; Cypriniformes; Cyprinidae. The record is from RefSeq and is a predicted model, not a curated record. Gene Ontology annotation, cellular component: membrane. The transcript has 12 exons.